GAUUUUUAAAUCAUAUCGUUUAAUAUAUAUAACGUAUACGUAUACGUAUUAAUAACAGAUUAUUCAUAUGUUUCUGCAUAACAAUGCAUUUCCUUAUCAGACCCAAUGACGUUCCGCGUUCCACUUUCCUCAUUAUAGGAAAACCUUCUCAGACCGCAUCCGUACAUUUUGUCCUUAUAUACAAUUGGUUAUAAGUAUCCUCGUAUAUUAAUAGGUCACACACGCGCAGCAUACAUUUCCAAAAAUUUUCAAAAUAUAAGUGCGUCAUCCAAUAUAUAAGUAGUCCAAAGUAAUGUAGUUAUCAUAUGAGGAAGAGAUUUCCGAGUCGUAUUGUAUAUGUCACUCAUAGAGUUUUACUAUUUUUAAAGAAAAUUAUUUACUGUCAGGUUUUGUUGUUAAACACCACAGAAACGACUUUAAGCCUUCUCUUUCCUUUUUGAAUUAUUUGGUCCAUUUGUCAUACUUUGCUGGAUAAUAAACGAGACAGUCGUAGUAUAAACUAGAAAUAUAACAGUAAAGUAUGAAAUUACUGCGCUGAUCAUGGCUCUUAAUAAUAAUUUCGCGUUCAAGAUCAAGGCUAUAUAUUUAAUGACGCCUUUCUAAUGCUACUUGUUGAUUUGAAGGUUAAAUUAACAAUAUAAUGGUCGUUUGUUAUGAUUAAAAUUAGUUCACUUAUUUUACUACACUAUUAAAAUGGCAAUAAUUAACCUCAUUACUUUAUAUGGUUUAUAUCUGGCCGCUAAUAAAAAAUGAUUUCCUAAUUUCGAAAAGGUUAUAUGCAAACAUCAGACCCAGACCAACCAGCAAUUAAGCUAGCCAUUGACAUCAAUAAUCCUUUCCUGAACUUUAUUAACGACUUCAUUCGAUAAACGGUCGUCGUGUUGUGCGCUCGCGUUGAUAACAAAGCCAGUGUGAAUGUGUUUACGGUAGCGAUAAUAUGGAGAGUGGUGUGCACGCGACGGUGCCGCUGCGUGGCGGGAAGAAAAUGAGGAAAAGGCGAGAGCUGGAUGCGUUAGUGGGCGGUGUGGGGUCCAGGGGUGGGCGAUUGUUAUCAGCGUCCAGCGACGAAGGAGAACCCUGGGGUAGGAGGACAUCCCGUAGACGAAGAUCGCGACCUUUUGUUCGCCUUGCAGCUGCAUUAGCCCUGUGCGUGUGUGUCGUAUCAGCUGCUACAGUGUUAUGGCUGUUUGUAGAUGUUAGGAAGCAGAUUGUGUCGCUGAGAGUGGAAAUGGACAGAGUAUCAACGAUAGGUGGUAACGUAAACGAUGACUUACAACUCUGUCACACAAGUUUCAAGGAGCUGAAGAAAAACGCGAGUGCCUUACAAGAGAGGCUCGAAAAGCUGGAGAUUGCGCAUCAGGCGCUGACAAUGCAGAUGAAUAAGACAGCAAGUGAACUCAUGUCUGUGUCGGAACAGCUGUCGGCGGCGCCGAAACUGGUCGAUACUCCGCGGAGGAUAGCAGAGUUGCAGAGAACUGUCGCUGACUUUGGUUCGCAGAUCAAAGGCUUUGACAGCUCAAUAUCAUCAGCUCAUAAGCAGGCUCUUACAGCAACCUCAGGUGUUGAGGAGCUGAAGAGCUACUUAGUACACCUGGACGAGAGGACCAACGACACGAUAGCUAACGUGUCGGCAAACGUCAAAUUGGACGAAAGCCUUAAGGAACAGAUAGCAAUCUUGAAUACAACGCUUAUGAGUCGAUUGGAUGGAUUGCAAAGCAUCAUUGAUGAAAUUAAUAAGCCAAAAGAGGUUUCAGCAAGUCCAACGGCCCCACCGAGUGCUGUACCUUUUACAUCUAUCACAACGAUAGCGGGACCCGUGAAACCCAGAGUUCUGGAGAUGAAGGAGCCGGCGUCGAGUUAAGUAAUUGCUCAGUUGUCACAAGUACAGUUGCGUCCACGCUACAUACGAGAUAUUUUUGUAUAUUGGUGAAGCGGAAAUGUUUGGGCUCAAAGGUCAAAAUAUUGUUAAAAUUUGAAAUUAAAUUUUAAUUGGGUCGUUUCUCUGUCAAGUUGUAAUGAGAGACCAGUGCUUUGGUUAGAAGUUAUUUUUUUAUAAAGAGUAUUUAUUUGUAAACGUAUUGCCACAAAUGGUUUGUUGUCCCGUUUAUUUACGUUCAAAGUGAUAAGGACGGAAAAUUAAAAGCUAUUUGAGGAUAUAUACGCUUGUAAAUAUAAAAUUUGAGUGCAUGGUGUGAAAUUAAUAUAUAUUUCAACGGGAUCGGUAUUCUGUAACUUCCAAUCGCGAAUUUGAUAGAAUUAUAUCAGAAUAAAAUUGCAUAUAAAAGCAAGUUACAGAGUAUCAGCGCUGAACUUGGAACUGGGAUCUUCAUGAGACCAGUCCAAAAACACAAGUUUAUUGACAGCGUAUUUGAAUGUAUGUAUAGAAAGAGUAGUUACGAAUGGGUUCAUUUAUAGGAACCAGAAAUCCAGUGAGAUGUAAUCUUAAAUUUCCUAGUUCCUAAUGCUCUAGCGAAAUUUAAUUUUUAAUAUCUAUCGAAAAGUUUUUUGAAAUGUUGAGAAAGGAAACCUGAACUCUAGAAAUUGUAAAAUGGGUUAGAAUUUUUCAUGUGUUUGAUCAUCUGACAUGUGACAUCUUUAUUAUUGUCCUCAAACAUGAUCAAGAAAACAGGUUUAACCCUGGACACAGAAUCCUGUUGAUGAGAUAAACAUCUCUUUAACUGUACUAUACUGGAUAAUGUGGUAUCCCGUAUCCAGAAUAUAGCGUAGACGCCUGUUGCACGUAUAACAUUAAAAAAACUGUCGCGUUCUACUUCUAGUCUGAAAAUAUUUAAGUUAAUUCCAUUUAUUUUAAGUUGCCUUGCCACCUUACGAUAAAAUUAAAAAAAAAAUACUACAUAUUGGACGUCCCUUAAUAAAUAGACCGCCUGUUAUCGUUCUUUAGACACAUGUCACGUUGCAAAUGUGACAAAAUGUAAUGACUGAUGGAGAAAGUCAUAUUGAAUCUACCAAAAUUUCUAAAAUAUUUUUCCUCUUAUCCUGUGAGGCCCGUACGUAUUCGUUUAUGUACGUAAUGUACGCACGGAAACGCACGUUACGUAGUCGUUUGUGUACGUAACUUACGCACACAAGCGCACAUACGUGAUAUUAUUUGUAAUUAUAUGAUUGGCGUUCUUAUAUGGUUAAUGUGUUGGCAAGUCAAUAAAUAAAAUUGAUGGAUUUUAAUUGAAUAAAAAUGCAUUAAAGGACGAAAAUUAUCCAUUAUCCAGCCAACGAAAUAGAUCUCAACACGUAAUAUUAAAGAAACGAUUCUUGUAAGACGAUAUAUUAUUUGCAUUUAAAUAUUGUCUUUAUUUCUUUGAUUUAAGGUGCAUUUCAAAAUGAUAAAAAUAUUUCGUUUUGAACACUAUGGUCUGUGUUCUGAUAUUUGUCUGUUUAAUCGAUUUAUGAUUGAAGAUUCAAAGUUGAGGCGCGAGACGGGAGUUACAAUUGGCGUUUAGUCUCGACUGGUUUUACACUAAGUUUUAAACUUUGAAAGACGGUAAACAAAUCGCCAUUAUGGUUUACUUUCUAGAAUUGACAUGAAUUUAGUUGUAAGCUUAUUGUAUUUUUGUAUUUAUUUUAACAUGUAUAUGCCACAAGAGUCGUACACACAUAUUUGUUCUGUUUGAGUAAAUUUUUGUGUAUUCUUCUUGUACGCAAUAAAUGUCUGUCAAACAGUUGUAAUGAUUGCGUGUCGUAGUUACUAUAGUAUAAAACAGAUGUCAAAUUUAGAAAAAGUAUAAUUACUACUUUUGAAUAAACCCGGACGAAAAUCCUUAUAAGGUAAAAUGUUGUAACGAUCUUAUGAUCAUUUUAUAACGACUUGUACACUGACAUAAUCACACCAAUAAGAUUUCUAUUGCCAUCUCACUCAUAGUACAUACCUAAGAGUGAGACGGCUUAUAAUAUAAGUGCGAAACUUGCAAUAACACUGAGUGAGAGGACGAAUGAUGUAAAUAUAAAUGUAUCGAUUCCUAUUUUUAACUAUCAGAUUAAAAAGAUUCGUUAGUUAAAAUGGGAAUCGGAAUUAGUUGUGUUUGUAGUGAGGAGAGACGCACUGCGUGUCAUGCGAGCGUGAAUUUUCUUGUAUUAAAUUAUUGUUAAUAGAUCAAUAAUUAU
Pieris brassicae (large cabbage white) is the source of this 4119-nucleotide messenger RNA. RefSeq names its product EF-hand calcium-binding domain-containing protein 14. The coding region runs from base 938 to 1861 and encodes 307 amino acids. The record is from RefSeq and is a predicted model, not a curated record. The transcript has 5 exons. NCBI's taxonomy places the organism in Eukaryota, Metazoa, Arthropoda, Insecta, Lepidoptera, Pieridae.